UCAUGCAUUGUUUUACUUAGUUUCACUAAACCUUUAUUUACACAUUUUAUACAUUCCAAUCUCCAUACCCUUCUUUAAAAACCACCACCCCAUCAUACAUUUUUCAACCAUCUUAUUCCCAAAACCAUCAAAACCCGAAAGCAACUCGAAAAAAAAAACUAAAACCCGAAAGCAAACAACUUAAAUCCGAGCUCGAAAUGGCUUGGUUUAACCUCUUCGCGUCCACAUUGUUGUCCGUAAUCAUGCUAUCUUCUUUAGCCGCUUUAUCUACGCAAAUAAAUGAGGAGUCGGGUGCUGACAUUAAUAGAUGGUGCCAGACGACUCCUCAUCCCAACCAAUGUAACUACUUCCUAGGUCGUGGCCAACAUCGUGCGUCGCGACACAGGUCAGAUUUUCGAAUGCUGGCCUUACAGGCCGCAAUCGAUAACGCCAACGAGGCACAAGGGUGUGCAAAAAACCUAGGGAAGACGUGUCGGACCAACGCAACAAGGGUGGUGUGGAACGACUGUUACCGCCUUCUCAAUAACACAGUCUUCCAACUAAACCAAACCGUUACCGGCCUGAGAACCAACCGGAGCUCCAACUUCGACGCCCAGACGUGGCUGAGCGCUGCUCUCACCAACCUCCAAACUUGUUUUACCGGUUGUAACGAAAUGAACUUAACCGAUUUCGCUACUCCUAUCAAAACAAGUAACUUAACCGAGAUGAUAAGCAAUAGUUUGGCUAUAAACUCCCAGUUCUUGAAGCAAAAACCGGAUACAAACCAAACAAAUGAUGAUUAUCCAACGUGGGUGACCCGUCGUGACCGGAGGUUAUUGGCGACGGUGUCGCUCCAGUCGCUAGCGAAUGUGACGGUGUCUCAAGCUCCGGAGAGUAGGUUUCCGACGAUUCAGUCAGCUCUUGAUUUUGCCGGAAGUAUUGACCGGCAGGAUAAGAGAUUUAUAAUCUAUAUAAAGUCGGGUGUAUAUAAUGAAAAUAUUGAUAUUGUGAAUGGACUGAAUAAUAUCAUGUUCGUGGGUGAUGGAAUCAGGUACACAAUUAUCACCGGCAACCGGAGUGCUGCCGGAGGUUUCACAACUUAUGGGUCUGCAACCGUUGGAGUGGAGGGCUCCGGGUUCAUAGCACGCGGCAUAACAUUCCGGAACACCGCCGGCCCACAAUCCGGCCAAGCCGUAGCACUCCGAUCAGCAUCCGAUCUGUCCGUCUUCUACGCCUGCAGCUUCGAAGGCUACCAAGACACACUUUUCGCCGUCUCUCAACGACAAUUCUAUAAACUAUGUUACAUUUCCGGCACCGUAGACUUCAUAUUCGGUAACGCGGCCGUAGUGUUCCAAAACUGCGUAAUAUUAGUCCGAAAACCAUUAACCGGACAAUCAAACACCAUAACGGCCCAAGGCCGUGGUGAUCCGUUCCAAAACAGCGGCAUUUCAAUCCACAACUGUCGUGUAAUACCCGCACCAGAUUUAAUUCCAGUGGUGGGUUCGGUUCAGACGUACUUAGGGCGGCCGUGGCAAGAAUAUUCUAGAACUGUUUUUAUUAAAACGUAUCUUGAUGGUUUUAUUAAUCCGAAAGGAUGGUUGCCAUGGGGGAAUACGGAUUUCGCAUUUACGACGUUGUAUUAUGGCGAAUAUGGUUGUUUUGGUGACGGAUCGGGGGUCGAAAACCGGGUGGAUUGGGCCGGAUAUCAUGGUAAUAUGAGUUUGGCUGAUGUGCAAGAUUUUACGGUGGCAGGGCUUAUAGCUGGGAGGAUGUGGUUGCCGGCUACCGGUGUGCCGUUUAUUUCUGGAUUGUGAUUUGUGAUGUGUUUUUUUUAUAUUAUUUAUUAUUUAUGUGUUAUUUGUGAAAAUGUGUACAUGAUUUGAUUCUAUUC
Helianthus annuus (common sunflower) is the source of this 1870-nucleotide messenger RNA. RefSeq names its product probable pectinesterase/pectinesterase inhibitor 60. Lineage: Eukaryota; Viridiplantae; Streptophyta; Magnoliopsida; Asterales; Asteraceae. Gene Ontology annotation, molecular function: pectinesterase activity; pectinesterase inhibitor activity. The record is from RefSeq and is a predicted model, not a curated record. The coding region runs from base 198 to 1793 and encodes 531 amino acids. The transcript is spliced from 2 exons. Gene Ontology annotation, biological process: cell wall modification.